Molecule: messenger RNA, 701 nt
Organism: Salvia splendens (bonfire salvia)
Lineage: Eukaryota; Viridiplantae; Streptophyta; Magnoliopsida; Lamiales; Lamiaceae
Product: glutaredoxin-C5
Exons: 1
Coding region: 114-470 (118 amino acids)
Source: RefSeq, a predicted model, not a curated record
CACUCACUCACACAUCAUCCUCGGACUAGCACACACACACACUCUCUCUCUCUCUAGAAAUUGAGUUGGACCAGUCUGAUUAGAUUAGAUUAAAUUUUUAAAUCAGCAUAAAAAUGCAGUACCACCAAUCAGAGUCACGCAUGUACUACUCGGAGUCUCUGGAGAGGGUGGUGCGGCUGGCUUCCGGCAGCGCGGUGGUGAUAUUCAGCGUGAGCACGUGCUGCAUGUGCCACGCAGUGAAGCGCCUUUUCUGUGGGAUGGGAGUCAACCCUACUGUCUACGAGCUUGACCAAGACCCCCGUGGCCACGAGAUCGAGAUGGCCUUGUCCCACCUUCUCGGCGGCGCCUCCGCUGUCCCCGUCGUUUUCAUCGGCGGCAAACUCGUCGGUGCCAUGGACAGAGUUAUGGCCUCGCAUAUCGGCGGCACUUUGGUUCCUCUGCUCAAGGAAGCUGGCGCCCUCUGGCUUUGAAUUCAAUAUUCUUCGCUCUUCACCAUGUUUUAAUUUCUUUUUUUUUUUGGGUUUUGUAUUUGUGUUAAUGGUAAACUAAAAAAAGGAAUUAGUUUUCUUGUGUUAUUAGAAAAUUAGUUUGAGGGUGCAAAGGAAAAGAGGCUAAUCAAUUCGCCCCAUUUUCGGAAUGCUGCAAUUAUGUGCGGGGUGUCCUUUCUACAGCUUAAUUAUUGUACGCUUACUAUGUCUUCA